UGCGCAGUGCGGCGAUCGGCGAUGCACUGUGUCCCUUGGACACAGUGGAUCACCAAUCAACAGAAUGAGCCGAAGAUAUCAGCUCGGUCAUGUGAUCAACUGUGUCCAAUCACAGCUGAUCACAUGGGACAUGUACACUGAUCAUCAGGGCACUGAUGAUCAGUGUGCCCUGAUGAUCAAUGUAGCCCCAGCAGUGCCACCUGUCAGUGUCCAUCAAUGACAGCUGUCAGUGCUCAUCAAUGCCACCUGCCAGUGCCCAUCAGUGCCACAUCAAUGCCACACAUCAGUGCCUACCAGUGCACAUCGAUACCACAUAUCAGUGCCCAUCUGAGCUGCCUUUUCAUGACACUUAUCAGUGCCAGUCAGUGCCACCUAUCAAUG
Molecule: messenger RNA, 381 nt
Organism: Staurois parvus
Lineage: Eukaryota; Metazoa; Chordata; Amphibia; Anura; Ranidae
Source: the annotation of a GenBank genome assembly